AGAGCCCUCUACAGGGAUGUCAUGCAGGAGAACUACGAGACAGUGACCUCGCUGGGAUUUCCCCUUCCCAAACCUGGCCUGAUCACCCGGCUGGAACGAGGGGAAGAGCCGUGGGUGCCCGAUCUCCAGGCCUGUGAGGAAAGAGAGAUCCCAAGAGGUGCCCACACAGCAGGUGAUGAGAGAGUGAGUGAGAAGAAGGAGGGGAAUCAACAGCAGGAAAUUCCUGGGCACGGGGAACCACAGGGGAUUUUUGUGGGAAGAGCUGAAGGGAAUUUUUCCCAGUGCUUGGCACAGGGAGAAGCCUGGGGAAAUUGGCAGAGGUCAAAGAGGCUGCUGGGAAACCACUCAAGGGAGCAACUGGAUGGAUCUAUUAUAUGUGGGGAAGGACACAGGGAUCCCACAGCCGGGCAGACAACCCCCAAGGAAGACAAACGCUAUGAAUGCCUCGGUUAUGGGAAAGGAUUCAUUCUGAGACCGGCGCUUCUUACGCUUCAGGCAAUAAAUACUGGAGAGAAAACACUUCAAUGCUUGGACUGUGGGGAAAACCUCAAUAAGCGCUCAGAUCUUACUAAUCAUGGGAGAAGCCACACGGGAGAGAAACCCUCUGGGUGCCUUGAGAGCAGGAAUUGUUUGAAUUGGAAGUCAGCACUGAUUACACAUCAGCUAAUCCACACAGGAGAGAGACCCCACAAGUGCUUAGACUGUGGGAAAAAAUUCGUACGGAGGUCAGGCCUAAUUAAACAUCAGAAAAUCCACACAGGAGAGAGACCCCAUCAGUGUUUAGAUUGUGGGAAAAGUUUCAUACAGAGGUCAGACCUUGUUAAACAUCAAGCAGUCCACACCGGAGAGAGACCCCAUAAGUGCUUAGACUGUGGAAAAAGUUUCACACAAAGGCCAACCCUUCUUAAACAUCAGGUAAUCCACACAGGAGAGAGACCCUAUAAGUGCUUGGACUGUGGGAAAAGUUUCACAUGGCGAUCAGCCCUGGUUACACAUCAAAGAAUACACACGGGAGAGAGACCCCAUAAGUGCUUAGACUGUGGGAAAAGUUUCAUACAGAGGUCAAACCUACUUAAUCAUCAGUCAAUCCACGCUGGAGAGAGACCUCAUAAGUGCUUAGACUGUGGAAAAAGUUUCACAGAAAGGCCAACCCUUCUUAAACAUCAGCUAAUGCACACAGGAGAGAGCCCCCAUAAGUGCUUAGACUGUGGGAAAAAAUUUGUACGGAGGUCAGGCCUAAUUAAACAUCAGAAAAUCCACACAGGAGAGAGACCCCAUCAGUGUUUAGACUGUGCGAAAACUUUCAUACACAGGUCAGACCUUGUUAAACAUCAAGCAGUCCACACCGGAGAGAGACCCCAUAAGUGCUUAGACUGUGGAAAAAGUUUCACAGAAAGGCCAUCCCUUCUUAAACAUCAGCUAAUCCACACAGGAGAGAGCCCCCAUAAGUGCUUGGACUGUGGGAAAAGUUUCACAUGGCGAUCAGCCCUGGUGACACAUCAGAGAAUACACACGGGAGAGAGACCCCAUAAGUGCUUAGACUGUGGAAAAAGUUUCACAGAAAGGUCAACCCUUCUUAAACAUCAGGUAGUCCACACAGGAGAGAGACCCCAUAAGUGCUUGGACUGUGGGAAAAGUUUCACAUGGAGAUCAGCCCUGGUUACACAUCAGAGAAUACACACAGGAGAGAGCCCCCACAAGUGCUUAGACUGUGGGAAAAAAUUUGUACGGAGGUCAGGCCUAAUUAAACAUCAGAAAAUCCACACAGGAGAGAGACCCCAUAAGUGCUUAGACUGUGGGAAAAGUUUCAUACAGAGGUCAAACCUACUUAAUCAUCAGGCAACCCACACAGGAGAGAGACCUCAUAAGUGCUUAGACUGUGGAAAAAGUUUCACAGAAAGGCCAACGCUUCUUAAACAUCAGAUAAUCCACACAGGAGAGAGACCCCAUAAGUGCUUAGAAUGUGUGAAAAGUUUCAUACAGAGGUCAGACCUUGUUAAACAUCCAGCAGUCCACACCGGAGAGAAACCCCAAAAGUGCUUAGACUGUGGAAAAAGUUUCACAGAAAGGCCAACCCUUCUUAGACAUCAGGUAAUCCACACAGGAGAGAGACCCCAUAAGUGCUUGGACUGUGGGAAAAGUUUCACAUGGCGAUCUGCCCUGGUUACACAUCAGAGAAUACACACGGGAGAGAGACCCCAUAAGUGCUUAGACUGUGGGAAAAGUUUCACAGAAAGGUCAACCCUUCUUAAACAUCAGGUAAUCCACACAGGAGAGAGACCCCAUAAGUGCUUGGACUGUGGGAAAAGUUUCACAUGGAGAUCAGCCCUGGUUACACAUCAGAGAUUACACACAGGAGAGAGACCCCAUAAGUGCUUAGACUGUGGAAAAAGUUUCACAGAAAGGCCAUCCCUUCUUAAACAUCAGGCAAUCCACACAGGAGAGAGACCCCACAAGUGCUUAGACUGUGGGAAAAAAUUUGUAUGGAGGUCAGGCCUAAUUAAACACCGGAAAAUCCACACAGGAGAGAGACCCCAUAAGUGCUUAGAAUGUGGGAAAAGUUUCAUACAGAGGUCAGACCUUGUUAAACAUCAAGCAGUCCACACCGGAGAGAAACCCCAUAAGUGCUUAGACUGUGGAAAAAGUUUCACAGAAAGGCCAACCCUUCUUAAACAUCAGCUAAUCCACACAGGAGAGAGACCCCAUAAGUGCUUGGACUGUGGGAAAAGUUUCACAUGGAAAUCAGCCCUGGUGACACAUCAGAGAAUACACACGGGAGAGAGACCCCACAAGUGCUUAGACUGUGGGAAAAAAUUUGUACGGAGGUCAGGCCUAAUUAAACAUCACAAAAUCCACACAGGAGAGAGACCCCAUAAGUGCUUAGAAUGUGGGAAAAGUUUCAUACAGAGGUCAGACCUUGUUAAACAUCAAGCAAUCCGCACCGGAGAGAAACCCCAUAAGUGCUUAUGUUUAUAAUGUUAUAUACGCUUAUAAUGUUUUUCUGUGUUUUCAUAUCUAUUGAUUUCUCUCACAACAAAGAAUAGAAAGUGUACAGUGCUCACUUUAUAUUAUUUUUGAUUUCAAAUAUUUGUACUGUAAACAUGCAAAACAAAAAUAGCAUUUUUCAGUUCCCCUCAUACAAGUGCUGUCGUGCAAUCUCUUUAUCAGGAAAGUGUAACUUAGAAACAUAGAUGAUUUUAAUUAUAUAAGUGCACUGAAAAAUAAAGCAAUUAAAAACUUCAGAGCCUAGAAGUCCACUCAGUGCUACUUCUUUUUCUGCCACUCGCUAAGACAAACAAGUUUGUUUACAUUUACGGAAGCGACUGCUGCCUGCUUCUAAUUUAUGAUGUCACCGGAAAGUGUGAGAAGGCGUUCCCAUGGCCUGUUUGUAGCUGGCAGCGCAGGUAUUUAAGUGCAAGAUAUGCUAAACAUGCCUGUGUCCCUUCAUGCUUCGGCCACCAUUCCAGUGGAGGAUGCUCAUUUAAAAAAAAUAA
This is a messenger RNA of Chelonia mydas (Green sea turtle), 3494 nucleotides long. Its product is annotated as gastrula zinc finger protein XlCGF26.1-like. Gene Ontology annotation, cellular component: nucleus. The transcript has 4 exons. Gene Ontology annotation, molecular function: DNA-binding transcription repressor activity, RNA polymerase II-specific; RNA polymerase II transcription regulatory region sequence-specific DNA binding. Gene Ontology annotation, biological process: negative regulation of transcription by RNA polymerase II. NCBI's taxonomy places the organism in Eukaryota, Metazoa, Chordata, Testudines, Cheloniidae. The record is from RefSeq and is a predicted model, not a curated record. The coding region runs from base 22 to 2976 and encodes 984 amino acids.